AUGGCUGCAAUCACCGAAACAAACCACAACACUCUUCUUUCAGCGUCAACCGCAGAGAGAGUCUUAGAUCUCGAUCUUUCCAGGUACCCUAAACUCUCCCGCGAGCAGGCGGGCCAUCUCCGGCAUAUCCAUAAUCUGGUUUCCCAGCCGGAUGGCUCUUGGCACCACAUGGGCCCUCUCGAACCGAUGCAAGAGUUCCUGGAUGCAUACCGUUACCAGCUAGCGGUGAUGUCCUAUGCUGCGUCUGCUGCUCAUUAUCACCGUCUACCCGCUCUCCGGGGCACCUUCAAACCUCUCAUCCGUCAGCUGAUUCGCAAGAUGCUUCGUCGGGAAGUCUGGGGGUACUGGUUUAAUACUAGCCAUUCAGGCGUUAAAACCGAUCCUGGCCUCUCAGAGCUGCGGAAACCAUGGGCAGACCCUGUUGUACGUGAGAACAUCAUGUACAGCGGCCAUCUACUGCUCAUGACGAGUCUGUACGCGAUGUUAUUCGACGAUGACGAGUUUGAAAAGCCUGGUUCGCUGGUAUUUGAUUGGGAUCCAUUAUUCUGGGGAUUGGGGCCCGAGAGAUUUAGCUAUGAUAAUCGCAGUCUCCAGAAGGCAAUCCUGACCGAGAUGGAGAGGAAUAACUGGGUUGGGGUUUGUUGUGAGCCGAACGCGGUCUUCGUUGUUUGCAAUCAGUUUCCGAUCAUAGCAAUGAGGUAUAACGACGUCCGUGAUGGAACAGAUAUCGUCUCGGACGUCCUGGCAAAAUACAAGGCCGCCUGGGAUGCAAAGGGCAUGGUUCAACCCGACGGACUCUUUGUCGACUUUCUCUUGGUAAAGCAGCAGCUGAGGAUUCCACCGUCGAUACCGUUUGGCGGUGGGCCCCCAAGAGAGAUUGGUUUCACUGCCUGGGCUGGAGCAUAUAUGCACGCUUGGAACCCUGACUUGGUUGAGUCGCUUUUCGCCAAACAAUCCCUAGGCUUCCUAACCAAGAUCCAUAACGAAAUCCGCCUGCGUCCCCUCCCCGUCGCGAAUGCUUUCCGCCAUCUGGUCACAGACAGAAGCUUUCCUGCCGAUUCGGAAGAGACACUCACCACCGCGAUUGAGAUUUCCAAAACCCUGCCCCCUUCCCGAAUUCCCUUCGAAACCCCGACGUUCGGGUGUGUCGCCCAGUGGCUGUCCGAACUCGGCAAGAAAGAUGAACUGGACGGUCUCUUGUCUCAAGCGGACAGAGAUCUGAACCCCACCUGGGAGAAUGGCGGGCUGUUUUAUCCGCGCAACGAUGAGCAGGAUCCUGCGACUGAGGCGAAGUGGACACACAUGGAUCCGUUCUCGGGUAAUGCGGGGAUUGGAUAUGCGAGGUUGAAUGUUCCUGAUGGGCAAAGGAUCAUGUGGGCGAAUCCGUGGACCAAAGAGGACCUGGCAAAAAGGCCGUGGAUCGAUGGUGUUGCACUGGGAUCGGGAGUCGACUGUCUCCGGGGCGUUUGGGACGAAAAAGCGAAGACUCUCGUACUCACCGUUAGAACUUGGGAUGGGAGGCUUGUUGGACUGAGACCGACUGCAAGGAACCUGAUUCAGGGAAAGUGGGCGGUCUAUGUAAAUGGAGAUGUCCGAGAGACUGCAGAAGUAGGAGAUGGAGGUGACAUGGAAGUCCAAGUACAGGUUGCGGGGGAGGAGUUGGACGUGGUCUUUGUGAAGCUUUAA
Molecule: messenger RNA, 1686 nt
Organism: Aspergillus terreus NIH2624
Lineage: Eukaryota; Fungi; Ascomycota; Eurotiomycetes; Eurotiales; Aspergillaceae
Exons: 3
Coding region: 1-1686 (561 amino acids)
Source: RefSeq, a predicted model, not a curated record